AAUUCGAUCACAUAAUUUGUAACAUUUAUUAAUUCUGAUUAGAUCUGAUUUAUAGAAGGUUAGUAGUAUGAGGGUAGUAUAAGAGAGUGAAAUCGGUCAUAGACUAAUUUUAAAUUAAACAAAAUGCAGGCCAGUGCAGAAGUCAACAAUUAGCAAUGGACAAAUUAAAGUAACAAGAUAAGUAAGUGUAUUGUAGUUUUUAAUUUUAUCGGUACUUUCCGAGUCAAAGAAGAGACUAAUGAUAUGUGCUAUAAUGAAAAUUAUAAUGGUAAAACAAUAUACGAAACAUCCGAAACCAAAAAUUUGCAGUACCUUAGAUGUCUACAGGAAAAUAUAAUUGACACGCUUGAACAACGUGAGGAAAUUCAUGAAUAUCAACCAAAUCACGAAAUUGAAGCAGAGUUUGAGUGCAAAGAUUUUAAAUUUCAUGUGAAUUCAUUAGUAUCUGAUAAGUUGAAUGAAGAAUUUUAUCACCAUCAACCUAACCACGAAAUAAAAGCAGAAUUUGAGUGCGAAGAUGUAAAGCCCGAUUUAAAUGUACUAGUAUCGGAUAAAGUGAACGAAGAAGCUCAUACAUUUCAACCUGAUCACGAAAUUAAAAUAGAGUUUGAGUGCAAAAAUGAGACACCCAAUGUAAACGAUCGGUUUCAUCAGUAUCAAGAUAUAAAAGUUAGCGAUAAUUUUGCCACUAAUGCCAUACUUAAAAUAAAACCUAAGAGCAUGGUAAAAAAAGAGUUCUUUGGCGGUACUUUGAUUAAAACUAAUUGCAAACUCAAUGAAAAGAAUAUAAAAACUUAUUUUCAUUUGAAUGAAACUAACAAGUCUACAGAAAGUGUUAUAAAAAAUCAUAUUGAUUCGGUCCAUAAUCGCAAUAAUUACCCAUGUAACAUUUGCGGAAGCUUAUUUGAAGGAGAAAACUAUCUGAAAGGACACAUUGAUUCUUUGCAUAAUGGUGAAAAACCUCAUGACUGUGAAAUAUGCGGAAAGUCAUUCCCAUUCAAAAGUAAUCUGAAACGCCAUAUUGAUUCAGUGCAUAAUAAUCUGAAACCUUUCAACUGUGAUGUAUGUGAAAAGGCAUUUUCACGAAAGGAUAAUCUAAAAAACCAUAUUGAUUCAGUGCAUAAUCGUAUCAAUUUUCCAUGUCACACGUGCGGAAAGACAUUUACACAAAAGGGUUAUCUGAAAACCCAUAUCGAUUCAGUGCAUAAUAAUCUGAAUACUUUCAACUGUCACGUAUGCGAAAAGACAUUUUCACAAAAAUGUAAUCUGAAAAUCCAUGUUGAUUCAGUACAUAUUCGUAUCAAUCAUCCAUGUCGAAUGACAGAAGAUUUGAAGUAA
Trichogramma pretiosum is the source of this 1338-nucleotide messenger RNA. Its product is annotated as zinc finger protein 658B-like. NCBI's taxonomy places the organism in Eukaryota, Metazoa, Arthropoda, Insecta, Hymenoptera, Trichogrammatidae. Gene Ontology annotation, cellular component: nucleus. The transcript is spliced from 3 exons. Gene Ontology annotation, biological process: regulation of transcription by RNA polymerase II. Gene Ontology annotation, molecular function: RNA polymerase II transcription regulatory region sequence-specific DNA binding; DNA-binding transcription factor activity, RNA polymerase II-specific. The coding region runs from base 244 to 1338 and encodes 364 amino acids. The record is from RefSeq and is a predicted model, not a curated record.